Cuscuta europaea is the source of this 2558-nucleotide messenger RNA. The record is from the annotation of a GenBank genome assembly. NCBI's taxonomy places the organism in Eukaryota, Viridiplantae, Streptophyta, Magnoliopsida, Solanales, Convolvulaceae.
GCUAAAUGCUUUCCCUGCCCAUUUUGGUAAACAACCACUGUAAUUAGGUGUCCGUAAACCGGCCAACGCCUGUGGCUCGGGAGUGUGCAAUUUUGAAAUUUCAAUCGAGAGUCUGCAACUGCGGGAUCUUCCAUGGUUCAAAUCCCACACUGCUUUCUUUUCGUCUUUAACCACAGCGAAAACUGACUACUUUGGAAAAAAGUAAGGAAUGGUGGCUGUCAAGGGUAAGUCGAACUCAACCGUCAAUCUUGUUGUGCAAGACCCUAAACUUGGAAGUAGCGGUACGCAUUUUCCGCUCGCGGGAAGACUCGGAAGUUUUAGCAUUUACUCGGAUGUAAAGAAAGCUAAAGCUGGGGAUCGCAUCUCUCUCUGUACCGAUUCUAAGAAAUCUGCACAGCCUGAUAGUCGUACUGUCUUGCAGAACAUUACCACUUUUAAGAGGAACAUGGAGAAAAGCAAGAGCAAGCAUGGUAGUGGAGUUAAAGUUGGAACAACUUUUUUGGCUGACAUCAGCAACACAAAGUACAGUUUUUCUGCUAGGAAUAACGCUGGACGUAAAGUUCUUUCUGAUAUUACCAAUACGAAGAGAAGCAUUUCAAGAACUGAGUUUCAUGAUGGAACCACACAAAAGAAAAGUAAUGGCAAGAAACUUCCUUAUCUACCGCGGAGUUCUAUUCACAUUGGGACUGCAAUAGCAAAUACUUCAUCAAGAAAAGCAUUGAUGACAAACAGGGGAGCAGGCUCAGCUGAAGCUAGUGGAAAGCAUUAUAUGUUCAUGAGAGCAGCCAACCAAGAUUUGAAGGCUGGUGCUGCUGAUGAUCCACGAUCCAAGACCAAAAGGAGUAUAACUGUUAGCAUUGGGAACAGGAGAUCUCUACCGGCAUUAAAGGAGUCAAAUGCACGGUACACAAAUAUUUCAAAAAAGGGAAAUGCCAAUUUUUUGGAGAAUAGGAUACCAAAGAAUGGAUUUCGAGCAAAGCCUAUGGUUGGACAGAAUAGUUUGCCUCAAGACGCUGCAAAGAGUUCAAUCAAGAGGUUACGAAAACAUGGGUUUCCAGUUUCAGCAAAGCCCAAGGUUGGACAAAGCACAUUGCCACAACCAAUUCUUAAAACCACAUCUUGGAUAGCUGCAAGAUCAAAGGGAACACAUUGUCAGAGAAGCUCAAGGUCUCAAUCUUUCAUUUCAGUUCAGCAGAAGGAAUACCUUGCCACAUCAUCUCUUUCUGAACAAAUUGUUCCAAUAUCUUCUAAGCAACCCUCAAAAGAGAUUCCUUCUGCCAUAAGCCAGGACUUUUCAUGUGAACCAGAUAUUUUAGUUAAGAGAGCAUCUGUGCGCAGAAAGUCUUUCACAUCUCUACUAGUGACAAGACCAAUGCAAUGCAAGGAGCAAACAAAGCAUGUGAGAGAAGAGUCUUUGCCGCAGAUUUACGACAAUUCGAAUCACCUUGAUGUUUCUGAAUAUGUUGAUGAUAUCUAUCAAUAUUACUGGGUAAUGGAGGUUCAGCGUCAUCCUUUGAAAUGUCGCGUGGAGUUUCAAACAGAAAUUACACCUCAUAUGCGUGGUGUAUUAAUAAACUGGCUUAUCGAAGUUCAUGUAAAAUUUGACUUGAUGCAAGAGACUCUAUAUCUGAUGGUUACUGUCUUAGACCAGUAUCUCUCCCAAGUAUGCAUCAAGAAAAAUGAAUUGCAGCUAGUUGGCCUGACUGCACUCUUGUUGGCAUCAAAAUAUGAAGAUUUUUGGCAUCCAAAGAUCGUGGACCUGAUCAGUGUAUCAGCAGAGUCAUACACCAGAGAACAAAUGCUAAGAAUGGAGAAGGAUGUUUUAAAAAAAAUAAUGUUUCGCCUAAAUGUACCAACUCCAUAUGUCUUUAUGCUGAGAUUUCUCAAGGCCUCCCAAACAGAUAAAAAGUUUGAACAUCUUGCAUUUUUCCUUGUGGAGCUGUGCUUGGUUGAGUAUGAAGCUUUGAACUACAAACCAUCUAUGAUAUGUGCAUCUGCUAUCUAUGUUGCACGGUGUACAAUACAUAUGGCUCCAGCAUGGACACCCAUGCUUGAGAGUCAUGCACGCUAUCAAGAAUCUCAACUCAGAGAUUGUGCUGAGAUGAUCUUGAGAUUUCAUAAAGCUGCUAGAACUGCUCUGCUACGAGUCACCUUUGAGAAAUAUAUGAGGUCCGAAUACAGCAGCGUGGCAGCUAUAAGACCUUUAGGAAAACUGCCCCAGUUUAUAUAAUCCUUAAAAUUCCUAGGAUUGCAAGGUUGUUUAGUAGUGGAGGGCUAUGAUUUUUCCCAAGUACUUUGUAAAAAAACUCAAGUACGAAUGUAGUUUAGAUAUUGUUGGGCAGACCUAAUAACCUGGUUGUUUGGCAGUGGAUGGACGAUUUAAGUCAUUUUAAAGUAACUUUAAAGGCACCCAUCCCAAAAAUGCCGGUAUUUUGAGAGUCUCUAUAAUGUCCAACCGGCUGUACGGCGGCAAGCACCGUUCAACCGAUAUCAUUUUCAUAAUUUAAAUGAAAAUCACGAUUUCUGUUAAAUGAGUUUUAAUGCACUUUUAGUGAGCA